GCUUUGUGCCAUAGGUAGAUUUAUUUACUAAGACUUGACAUGUCUCAAUGCUUUUAAUUGGACAUAUAGAUGUUUGAAUUUUGUUAUUUAGAUAUAUUAAAAUGAAGUACAGUGUGAUUAUAUGUUAUUUGUUGCCAGAAAAUGGGGAAGACAUACAGGUUCUCAGAUAUGAGCACGGGCAGAAGUACGACCCACAUUAUGAUUAUUUUGUUGAUAAAGUCAAUAUUGCUCGUGGGGGACACCGUGUAGCAACUGUUCUCAUGUAUCUCACUGAUGUGGCAAAAGGUGGCGAAACUGUUUUCCCAUCAGCAGAGCAGGAAACUUCACAUCGUAAAGCUCCUGUGGAAAAUGAUGACCUUUCCGAAUGUGCAAAGAAAGGAAUUGCUGUCAAACCUCGAAGAGGAGAUGCUCUUCUCUUCUUCAGCCUUCUCCCAAAUGCAACGCCAGACACCAGCAGUCUGCAUGCUGGUUGCCCUGUUAUUGAAGGUGAGAAAUGGUCAGCAACUAAAUGGAUUCAUGUAGACUCGUUUGAUAAGAACUUGGCAGCUGGUGGGAACUGCACAGAUCUGAAUGGAAGUUGCGAGAGAUGGGCUGCACUUGGUGAAUGUACCAAGAAUCCAGAGUACAUGGUGGGAUCUCCAGAACUUCCCGGGUACUGUAGGAGAAGCUGUAAGGUUUGUUAGCUUUUAACCAAACGUCCUCCCAUAUGUACUUUCUGUUCACAGGUUGUUUUUGGGUCAUUUGUUGGUUUCUUUUUUCAUGGUGAAUUAUAGGUACGGUACAUAGAUUUGACAGAAAAUGGUACCUGUUUUUAAUCGUUUCUGUUAUCAGCAUGUUUGUCUUUUUAGGCUAUGUUUUGACAAAUCUAAAAAUGUAAUGGAAUUUAUUUUGCAAAUA
Carica papaya (papaya) is the source of this 897-nucleotide messenger RNA. Lineage: Eukaryota; Viridiplantae; Streptophyta; Magnoliopsida; Brassicales; Caricaceae. The record is from RefSeq and is a predicted model, not a curated record.